CGCACCCUCGCCGAACGACCGCAAAUUAUCGCGGCGCGCACCUCGUCCAUCGCAUCCGCAGAGCGCGUCCCUGCGUUUCCGUUUCGAACGCCUCGAGGCCCCUCGUCCGCGACGAUCGCCCCGAGCGACCGCGCCGCGCGCAUCGCAUUGCACUGUCGCGCUGGUCGCGACCUGCCAUCUGGCGUUGCGCCGCCAGCGUCUGCUCCAGCAGCCGCCCGCUGUAGAGACCCUCUCGACGAUAAUGCGACUCCGCUGAUCGCAGCCUAUCGUUUCCGUUCUUUGGACACUCUCGACAGUCUGCUAUUGCACUUGGCGCGGGCACUGUAUCUGGAGCUUCCAUGGCUUGCUGACAGUCUCGGGCCCAGCGCAAAUUGCCGUCAUCUCGUCCAGAAUCAUGCAAGUCGACUUCGGCGGCCCAGAGUCGGAACAUAAUCUACAUCUUGCACCCCACGGCCACUUCGACCAUCCGGCGAGUCACGGCAGCCCGGCCUUUUCGCCCUUUCGGCAUCCUGCUGUACCAGCAAUUGAUCCGAGCCUCGAGCAUAGCGCUGGUGCCAACCGUAAUGGCCACGCCCCGAUGUCUUCGGUCCACCAGUCCCAAAACCACCUCCUCCAACCCGACAAUGCCUCCAUCAACAGCGGCCACCUCUCCCACGGAUUCUAUGGCGAUAUGUCGCGCACCUCGCAGACGCCCUCGACCCCCUCCAAUGCCUCCCCGCGCUUCUCAGCCAUGUCGCCCUCGAGCCAGUCGAAGCAGAUAGCGUCCGGCUAUGUCCCUACCGACCGCUCCGCGCCCUCCCGCGAUGUAUCCGACGACACGAUUGACGACGCCUACGCGACCUUCAUCCUGUACUGCAAUCCCAACUUUCCGACCGCUACCGACACUUCCGAGCUGACCCAGCUAUUCCGCACACCCCCAAAGAGCGACGGGCAAGCAUUCAGCACGUGGGUGCUGUUCGAGCUGAUACGGAAGUUUGAUUCGAAGGAGAUCAAGACGUGGACGCAGCUGGCGUUGGACCUCGGCGUGCAACCGCCAGACACGGAUAAGGGCCAAAGUACGCAAAAGGUGCAGCAAUACUCGGUCAGGCUUAAGCGAUGGAUGCGAGCCAUGCACAUCGAUGCUUUUUUCGAAUAUCUCUUGGGUAAACAGCAUCCAUAUUACAUGCAAAUACCCCCGCCCCAUAACCCCUUCCCGGAAAAUGGUCGCGAUGGAGUCCCGCUAGAGGAAGACCUAGCAAUAAGAGCUCUCGAUCCCAAGUUCCGACCCAAACGCGGGCGUCGGAAGGCUGAUGACGGGGAAGACGAGAUGGAGUUGAUUGAUAACACGCCACCGCGUAAACGUCCGCAACUGGAUACAUCAAUUCCUUUCGGAAACGUACUGCAGCCUCAAUCCGCGUAUCCCAAUAGCGCUCACCCAGACAACAUGGAGGGCUUUCUAGGCGCACAUGACCCUUGGACAGGAUCGGCCAUGACGCCUUCUUCGGCCAUGACGGCUGCAUCAGCGCCUGGAAGGAUAAAUCCGUCCAAGAAUUUGACCCCUUACUCGGCCUCGCCCAUGUCAGGACAGCAUAUUCGCUGGCGGCUCAAUACGCAGGACAACCCAACGACGCCUCAUCCCCUAUCUGCCAUUACCCCGCAAUCCGCGCAUCCUGAUUUCUUCGACGAACCACAAUCAGCAAUAACACCUUCCAGCUCAAAACCUCGUUCACGCCGGCGCCACGGUCCCGCGGUAUCGUCCGCGUGGCCUAGCAACAACACUUCGUCGACGGGUAAGCUACGCGGCAGACCUCCGAGCAACCGUUCCGUGCGCGAUGGUCCCUUCGUCACCUUCCCUGCAAAUCCUAGAAUGAAAGAGGGGCCAACGAUAGAUGUGAAUAGAAAUCCUGGGAACCUUACGCCAAUUGUGGAAAGAGCCCAUUCGGAUCCUCCAGUACCAGAGCACCACUUCCGCUUCCCUCCUACUCCGGCCUCGGCUGUGUCGCCCACGUCCAUGGAAACACAACUGCAAAGUGGCUCACAAAGGGGACAUCGACUGAGUCUCCAGGUGCCCCCAAAUGUUGGCAAUCCGAUACGGCUGGCGACACCCACCGUGCUUGUAACCGGAGAGCAAGAUGCUACGCCAAGUACCGGCUUGGCACCCUCUGCAAUUAGUGCCGACUCUGGUCGCACCUCUCCCGGAUACUUUGAGAGCAAUAACGACCCACCACAGCAACCGCACGGCACGCCUGCGCAGACGCCAGCUCAAUCACAGGCUUCGCCGCGAGCUCAACCUCAGCCAACUACGUUGGCACCUUCCCUCCCGGCCUUGCCUUCCGAAGCCCUCAAUCGAGCACUGGUAGCUGAGCUGAUCCGCGCCCCUCUCUCAGGCCGGCGCAAACGGCUGCGGGGUACAGAGGCCAAGAAUCUCGCAGCGUCCAUAUUGCAACCGCUGUAUACCAAGUCCACCGCUGGACCUGCAUCGCCCGCGAAAGUCAUGAGUGACCAGAUGCUUAGCAUUGCCAUUAGCAGCUGCUUGGGGAUCACAUCUGCUGUAGGUUUAGGGAGAGGAGGACCGAAUGGGGGCGUAAGAAGGGUGGAGUGCGUGAGGUUCAGAGUUGGUGGAGAUGGGUAUGAAAGCCCCAUCGACGAGGAUGAUGAGGAUGCAGAGGGGCUCCAUGAGGGCGGAAGCAUCCGAGAAACAUUUGACGUAUACUUCGGCGUUUCAUUCGGCGGCCUCAAUGGCGAGUGGACUGCGAAGGGCCUUCUGGCUACUUCGACUGGGGACGGAAACAGCGGCGCUCCGUCUGGAGCGACAGGCAAAGGAGAGCAAGAGAGACAGGACCCGACUCCCAAUACCGUGGCAGCCUGGAAGACCAAGUUUCUCGAUGCUCAACGGAAGCUUUGGGAAAGUCAAGAGGAGGCUAGGACCUUGAAAGAGAAGAUCCUUGAGGCAGUUUUGUAGCGUUUCGCAUGGGUAUUCUGGCGCCAUGCUUAUGGAUCAAGAGGUGGAGUUCUGGACGUUUGUAUAAAAGUAUGCAUGCUGGCCUGGUAUCUUACAGGGACGGGAACUGGCGGUGCUUCGGCGCUGUUGUUAGAUUGCUAAUGAGCAUCUUUUGCAUAUACCCUGGUGGUUUGGGGACGAUUUUGGCACAUUUAUAACUUUGAGGAUACCCUUGCCAUGUUCAUUAUUCGUUAGGCUUUCGGACGGAAUUCUAG
Trematosphaeria pertusa is the source of this 3195-nucleotide messenger RNA. RefSeq lists its product as uncharacterized. The coding region runs from base 395 to 2941 and encodes 848 amino acids. NCBI's taxonomy places the organism in Eukaryota, Fungi, Ascomycota, Dothideomycetes, Pleosporales, Trematosphaeriaceae. The record is from RefSeq and is a predicted model, not a curated record. The transcript has 2 exons. Gene Ontology annotation, molecular function: DNA replication origin binding.